AUGGUUUCUAGCCUGCUUCCAAACCCCACCUCGGCUGAGUGUUGGGCAGCCCUUCUACAUGAUCCUAUGACUCUUGAUAUGGACGCAGUCCUGUCAGACUUUGUUCGGUCCACGGGGGCAGAACCUGGUCUGGCCAGAGACCUGCUGGAAGGCAAAAACUGGGACCUGACUGCCGCUCUGAGUGACUAUGAGCAGCUCCGACAAGUGCACACAGCCAACCUGCCGCAUGUGUUCAACGAGGGCAGGUGCCCCAAGCAGCCAGAGCGAGAGCCAACCCAAACCGGCCACAAGGUGGAGCGGCCCUGCCUGCAGAGACAGGACGACAUUGCCCAAGAAAAGCGACUCUCCCGGGGGAUUUCCCACGCCAGCUCAGCAAUCGUCUCCCUGGCCCGGUCCCACGUGGCAAGUGAGUGCAACAAUGAGCAGUUCCCCCUGGAGAUGCCCAUCUACACAUUCCAGCUGCCAGAUCUGAGCGUGUACAGCGAAGACUUCAGGAGCUUCAUCGAACGGGACUUGAUUGAGCAGGCGACCAUGGUGGCUUUGGAGCAGGCAGGUCGCCUGAACUGGUGGUCCACUGUGUGCACGAGCUGUAAACGGCUUCUUCCUUUGGCCACUACAGGGGACGGGAACUGCCUUUUACACGCAGCCUCUCUGGGAAUGUGGGGGUUUCACGACCGGGACCUGGUGUUGCGGAAAGCUCUUUACACAAUGAUGAGGACAGGAGCGGAAAGAGAAGCCCUAAAGCGGAGGUGGAGGUGGCAGCAGACGCAGCAGAACAAGGAGGAGGAAUGGGAGCGGGAGUGGACGGAGCUGCUGAAAUUGGCGUCCAGCGAGCCACGCACGCACUUCAGCAAGAACGGUGGCACAGGCGGGGGUGUGGACAACUCUGAGGACCCCGUGUACGAGAGUCUAGAGGAGUUCCAUGUGUUCGUCCUCGCCCAUAUAUUAAGAAGACCAAUAGUUGUCGUAGCAGAUACAAUGCUGAGGGACUCAGGUGGAGAAGCAUUUGCUCCAAUCCCAUUCGGAGGGAUUUACCUGCCCUUGGAGGUGCCUCCCAACAGAUGCCACUGCUCUCCUCUGGUUCUUGCCUACGAUCAAGCGCAUUUCUCUGCCCUUGUGUCCAUGGAGCAGAGAGAUCAACAAAGAGAACAAGCCGUGAUCCCCCUGACGGAUUCGGAGCACAAGCUGCUGCCUCUGCACUUUGCAGUGGACCCCGGGAAGGACUGGGAGUGGGGGAAAGACGACAACGAUAACGCCCGGCUGGCCCACCUGAUCCUGUCGCUCGAAGCCAAGCUGAACCUUCUGCACAGCUACAUGAAUGUGACGUGGAUCCGGAUCCCCUCCGAGACCCGGGCACCUCUGGCACAACCGGAAUCCCCGACAGCCUCAGUGGGGGAGGACGUGCAGUCCCUGGCCGACUCCCUGGACUCGGACCGGGACUCGGUGUGCAGCAAUUCCAACAGCAAUAAUGGCAAGAACGGCAAGGACAAGGAAAAGGAGAAGCAGCGCAAGGAGAAGGACAAGACCCGCGCGGACUCUGUGGCCAACAAGCUGGGCAGCUUCAGCAAGACGCUGGGCAUCAAGCUAAAGAAAAACAUGGGCGGCCUGGGCGGCCUGGUGCACGGCAAGAUGGGCCGUGCUAACUCCGCCAACGGCAAGAAUGGCGACGCACCCGAGCGCGGCAAGGAGAAGAAGACCAAGUCGCGCAAGGGCAGCAAGGAGGAGUCGGGCGCGUCAGCGAGCACGUCGCCGUCGGAGAAGACCACGCCGUCGCCCACGGACAAGGCGGCCGGGGCGUCGCCGGCCGAAAAGGGCGGCGGGCCGCGGGGCGACGCCUGGAAGUACAGCACGGACGUGAAGCUGAGCCUCAACAUCCUGCGCGCCGCCAUGCAGGGCGAGCGCAAAUUCAUCUUCGCCGGCCUGCUGCUCACCAGCCACCGGCACCAGUUCCACGAGGAGAUGAUAGGCUACUACCUGACCAGCGCGCAGGAGCGCUUCAGCGCCGAGCAGGAGCAGCGGCGCCGCGACGCCGCCGCGGCCGCCGCCGCCUCUACGGCCAAGCGGCCGCCGCGCAGGCCAGAGACCGAGGGCGCGCCGGGCGCCGAGCGCGCCUCGCCGGGCCCGCCGGCCGGGCCGCCCACGCAGCUGGUGCUCAAGCUCAAGGAGCGCCCGAGCCCCGGGCCGGCGGCGGGCGGAAUUUCAGGCUGGACCCUAGGAAGUGAUCCCAGCGGAUCGCUCCCCGGCCGCAGCCCGCCGGCGCCAGCGCGCCAGAGCGUCAUCCACGUGCAGGCCGCAGGCGCGCGGGACGACGCGUGCGCGCCGGCCGUGGGCGCGCUGCGGCCGUGCGCCACGUACCCGCAGCAGAACCGCUCGCUGUCGUCGCAGAGCUACAGCCCGGCGCGCGCCGCCACCCUGCGCACCGUCAACACGGUCGAGUCGCUGGCGCGCGCCAUCCCCGCCGCCCUGCCCGGCGCGGCGGGGGCCGCGGGCCCCGCCGAGCACAAGUCGCAGACCUACACCAACGGCUUCGGCGCCGCGCGCGACGGCCUGGAGUUCGCCGACGCCGACGCGCCGGCCGCCCGCUCGAACGGUGAGUGCGGCCGUGGCGGCCCCGGGCUGGCGCAGCGGCGCUGCCAGCGCGAGAACUGCGCGUUCUACGGGCGCGCCGAGACCGAGCACUACUGCUCGUACUGCUACCGCGAGGAGCUGCGGCGGCGGCGCGAGGCGCGCGGGGCCCGGCCCUGA
Messenger RNA from Odobenus rosmarus divergens (Pacific walrus), 2745 nucleotides. It is a transcript of the gene OTUD7A, whose product is annotated as OTU domain containing 7A. Lineage: Eukaryota; Metazoa; Chordata; Mammalia; Carnivora; Odobenidae. Gene Ontology annotation, molecular function: DNA binding; cysteine-type deubiquitinase activity; zinc ion binding. The coding region runs from base 1 to 2745 and encodes 914 amino acids. The transcript has 12 exons. Gene Ontology annotation, biological process: protein K48-linked deubiquitination; protein K63-linked deubiquitination; protein deubiquitination involved in ubiquitin-dependent protein catabolic process. Gene Ontology annotation, cellular component: nucleus; cytoplasm. The record is from RefSeq and is a predicted model, not a curated record.